Heterobilharzia americana is the source of this 3557-nucleotide messenger RNA. NCBI's taxonomy places the organism in Eukaryota, Metazoa, Platyhelminthes, Trematoda, Strigeidida, Schistosomatidae. The record is from the annotation of a GenBank genome assembly.
AAUUACAAGCAUAGUUUACUUUCAUUCGUUUGCGUUUUGUGGGGUUUAUAUAGUUUGUUCUUGUGAUUAAAUUCUACAUCCGAACAUUAUUUCUUUAACUUAAGAUAAUGUAUACAGGUCAUUGCCAAUUUUUCUGUACAGUAUUAUUUCUACUUGAAUUUAAAACUCACUAUGGGAGUAUACUAUUCUGCAAACAACGAAAAGGACUUUAUUCAUAAUCGAAUUAUAAAAAGAAAAAUUAUUUCAACUAUUAACACAAGUAAACGCAAACACUGUGGACUACGGAAUUAUUCGUUCAAAUCCAAUCCUAAUAUUGUUAAGGUAAUCAAUAUUUCUUCGGAAGACAAAAAUAUUUUGAAUCCUAUGUAUGCACCUUCAGAAAGUAAAUCCAACGUAGAUUCACAGAUUUCCUUCAACUCUUCUAUAAAUUCAAGAGAAUGUGGUUCUCCUACUCUACCUAGAAGGAAAUCACCAACGUCAAUACAUGCGAAAAUCUUCAACAGUUGUGUUCCUCUUUCUGGACUACGUCGAUCACUAUCCCUACCAAAACAGAACAGUCUGGUAAAUAAACACCACUCUCCCGAAUUUCGAACAGGUAUGUCAGGCUCCAAGUGUCUUUCCAGGCACGAUUCAAAACGUUCAGCAACUACAGGAAACGCUUCACCAAUGGGUACCGGACUUUCACGUUCUCCUGGCAGUUGUAGCAGAGAGCCACUAUUAGAGUGGAGAUAUGACAAAUGUUGUAGUCAAUCCCCUCAGGAUAAACAGCGUUAUAAAGAGUUCGACUUCGGUCAAGACAACCUUAUGUUUGAAAACUGUUCGAAUUUUGGGGAUGAUCAAACAACGAAUUCAACCGUUCUUUCCAGUGACUAUAUGCAUUCUACAGAUGAUUCUUCAGUUUUCUGUGAUCCUUUGUUAGCUAAACUGGAAGCGGAAUUACCAGUACCUCCACCACCUCCACGAGCCUGCCCACCCUGGCUUAAAGCUGCUCUUGAAAAACAAGCAGCUUCUGCUAAAGGAACAGUACAAAAAUUAAAUGUUCAGGAUAGAAAUUGUGCCGUAUCGUCACUUCAACUACCUACAUCUCAGCUUUCCCCAACUCAUUCUGAAAUGGAUAAAGGCAAAGCACUUAGCCUAGAAAACAGUCGUUUCAAUGUUCGCAUUUAUCCAAUUAUACAGAAUGGCGUAAAAAUAAGUGACACACAUUACUGGCUUCUUGAUCCUCCUCGGUGUAAAACAUUACGUAAUGCCUCUACUCUUAUGCGAAGAACGACUGACUAUAUACGCGUUCCUCCAUCAUCACCAUUAGACACAUCUCCCACGGUUGAUGGAUAUACAAACAUCGAAUCAGCCGAAUUCUGUCCACCUGAAGAACUACCACUCAAAGAUAUUAAACUGAGACGUGGUAAAUCUGAGAUAUGUAAAGAUUCCCUCAAGCAUUUUCAUCAAGAAUUAAUUUUACGCCUGAUGAAACAAGUUCCACUAGCUACUGAAUCUGAAUGUCAAGCUGUACUGAUAGGUAGCAGUUAUGAUUAUGAUGAAGCAUCAAGACGUCUAAAGUUUGAAUUACUAUGCCGUAAAGGUUAUGUGUCUCGAUCACACAGUAAACGCUUACUAAAUAAAUGCAACUGGGAUUUAGAUGCAGCCAUUUCUCGAGCUCGCUAUGAUUAUGAGUGUCGUAAACUACGAUGUCGACAAGAAGAGGAAAUAUUAACUAAUCUGGACGAUAUGAAUUCAUCUAUCAAUCAGACUAGAAGUCGUAGUUCAUUUCUAGUACCACGUUCAACUUCAUCUGACUCAUCUUUAUCACCACUACCAUGUCCAGUUCAUCAUCAAUCAAUUAUUUCACCAUGGUGUGAUGAAAGUCGUAAAAGUAAUCCAUUUUGACUACAGAUAUAGCUAAACUUUUACCACGGAAUAUACCUCAAUGGGGAAGAGAUCAAAUAUACAUUAUUUUUUAUUGAUCUGACAGUGAAUUCUACUGUCUGACUAUUUCACGCACGCACAUAAACACACACAAAAUCACCGUCAUUUCAGAAUCGAGAGCAAAAGGUUGUAGAAUCCUUUUUAUACCAGAGUUCAUUUAUUCAGUAUCAAUAUGCUGCUGUGUUACCGGUGUGCUUGUCUAUCCAUCAAUCUUCUGUGUGUACGUUUGUAUGUGUCUAUUUUCAUCAGUUGAUUUCUUUCGAUUCACACUCAGACUUUUGUAUAAAUGUAAGCAUUUAUGAAUUAUAGUUCAUUAUUAAACGAAUAACCAACCUCUGAAGUCAAUUAAUAUUACCAUAAUACAGUGGGAAAUUAAACUUGUGAAGUUACCUUUUUAAUUGCUUCCUUCCUAGUUUGACACACAUACACACGAACACAGAGAUUAACAGUCAACUAUCUUAUAUGUAUAUAUAUACAUAAACAGUACUCACCUGUUUAUAAUGUCUUAGCAAUAAAUGUCUUCAUGCCAAGUCAUCUAGUCAAUUAGAGUAUACUUUCCUCCUUUGUGUUUUCAACCCCGAUGAAUCAUAGAUUCAUCUCUAUUCAUGUGUUUUAUUUGCUUUGUUUUCACCAGUCCACUUUGAUUUGACUAACCUCCCAAUUGCCAGUCAUUUCGUAUCUCUAACUUAUCGUUAUUUUGUUUCUCUUUGUUUUGCUUUUUUCCUUCUGUCUACUCACCUUAACCUUGGUUAUUAUUAUUAUUAUCGUGGUCAACUUUUGUGUGCGGGCAUACAUCAGUUGGUCAUUAACACAGCCAGAGGUAUUACAUGUGUUGUUACGAUCAUUUGCUGCUUCUACUACUACCAUUCUGGUGACUGGUCGGUUUAUGGUCAAUAUAAUGUCAUUCCUAUUGUGUUUCAUACUCCUUUUCAUCGCUAAAUUAAUUGAUUUAUCCUUCCACUCAACAAGAUUGUGCGUUUGUGUUCUGGCAUGUAUUUGUUUGUUUGUAUGUGUGUUGUGUGAGAAGGAUUGACAUGUCAAAUUAGCCACUUUGUAAACAAUACAAAGCGACACAAACCGUGUAUAUAUUGAUUUUCUGUCCCCUCCUUCUUCUCGCCGUUGAGUUGAUAAAGAACAUCUUUUUUUGCAUGGCACGAGGAAUAAACAACAGGAGAACAGAUUGAUUUAUUUGUACCUAUGUAUACAUGCAUAGUAAACCAGAUUUAGAUAGCUAUUUCAUGAUAGUGUCUUGUGAACAAUGCUGGGGUUGAUUUCUUCAGGGAUAUCGGAAUUGAGUCUUUCAAAGAAUUUCAUGAGUUACUAAACAGUUUUCUUUAAAAAAAAAACGACAAAGCGACAAGCAGGUGAAUAUUAAUGAUGGGUAAUGUCUGCUAGUGGAAUCCAGGUCACGCGUUUCGUCCUACUUGGGACUCGUCAGCUGAAUGUAACUACCUCCCAGUGAGUGAAGUUGUUCCCACUAAAACUCGGGUCCGGCAAUGAUCGCUUCAAACGCCAGGCCGUCGCGCACUAGGCCACUGAGUUAUAAUAGCCUCUGCUUAUACUAUGGGUUUGGUACAGUCUUGUGAAUCUCAGUCGGUGGCAGCAGUGAAUAAGAAGACAGGUUUCCUUAC